AUGAGUACCGAGUACAACCAUCUUGUUCAACGCGAUGAUGGUUUAGGUCGGCUUUUUGAUGGCCAAGCACGCCUUACCCCUGACGCACCAGCAGUUGUAGACGGUGAUUGCAUUACGACUUAUGAACAAAUUCGUUUGAGGAGCAUCCACCUAGCAUCUGAACUCCGCAGAAAUGAAAUUGCUCUGGAAGAGCCAAUCGGUAUUCUUGUCAACCCAAGUGUCUACGACGUCGUCACUCAGAUCGCGGUGAUAUACGCUGGUGGCAGUUGCGUUCCCCUUGACCCAAAUCUUAGCAAUGAACAGCUGGAGUCCAGACUGAAGAAGUUGAACGCGCGAUUUCUUAUUGUUGAUUCCUCAAACGAAAACCGCCUCUCUGCUUUCCGCCAAUUUGUCGCUGGUGAAAAUGAAGAUUUGGGUGGAGUACAGUCUGGAGAAUCCCAUAAUCUCCCUGUUUCAACAACCUUGGAGCACCGGACCCAUCUGAUACAUACUUCUGGAACCACUAGUGAGCCCAAAGCAGUCCAAAUCCUUGCUCGAUCAGUUCUAGAAGUUGUAUAUCAUUUUCCAUUUGCACCUCUUGAUAUGGAAGAUGCUGUGGCACAUGUCAACAACACAAGUUUCGACGUCUCUCUUGUUGAUAUCUGGGCCCCUCUGCUCCGAGGUGCUCGCGUUGUUCUUGUUUCCAAGAACAUCCUCCUCGACCCCGUUGCAUUGGCCGACACGGUGAAGAAAUUUCAUGUUACAGUUGUGGCGACAACAUCCGCUGUUCUAAAUCUCGCAGCUGUUGUCUAUCCAUCAGCAUUUUCCAGUCUUAAAACAUGUAUGAUCGGAGGUGAGGUUGCACAGCCCUCUGCAGUCAAAACUAUACUCGAAAAGGGACCACCGGGCCAGUUAAUAAAUGCAUAUGGCCCUACUGAAUGUUGUGCAUUCGCUCUUGCUCACAGCGUAACCCUUGAUGACCUCAAUGCGGAAUCAAUAAGCAUUGGGAAACCAAUUGGCGCCACAUCAGCAUUCAUCCUCGAUGAAUCGCUGAACCCGGUGAAAAAUGGUGAAGUCGGAGAAUUAUACAUUGGCGGACCUGGCGUUAGCCGUGGCUAUGUGAACAAUCCUCAGAAAAACUCGGAGUCGUUUCUCGAAAUUGGCGAGUUGCUGACCUCAGGCGUGGCGAACCGGGUCUAUCGCACUGGAGACUUUGUCAAGCGUGAGGAAUCUGGGAAGAUAUUCUUUGUUGGCCGACGAGACAAUCAAGUUAAAAUUCGCGGAUUCCGCAUUGAACUGGAAGCUGUCGAAACCGCAUUGCUCAAAACCGGUCGCUUCACCGAUGCGGCAGCAUUCAAAGUUGAUACAUCCGGCCAUGGAACGGGAGGAGCGCUGGUAGCAUACGCUGUUCCAAAUCUGCAUUCGACAGAUACUCUCGUCGGGGUCACUGAUAGGCUAAAGGUUAUGUUGCCAGAUUACAUGAUACCGCGUAUUGAAUUGAUCGACAGCCUUCCCCUGAACUCUCAUGACAAAGUCGAUCGAAAAAAACUGGUCAGCUCGUACCUUGAGAGAGCCAAAUCUGGGCUUCAUUUAAAACACGAGAAGUCGAUGACAACAGUUGGCCGCUUGCAGCAACUCUGGUGUCAUACUUUAGGCCUGGGAAUAACAAAUUUUGAGGAGCACGAUGACUUUUUCCUCUUGGGCGGCACGUCUUUGCAAGCCGCGGUUUUAAUUCACAAAAUUCGCCAGGAGUUCGAAAUCGAUAUCUCCACUUUAACCCUGUACGACAACUCCACGUUGAUCGGGCUAGCCGCAGUAAUCGAUAGUUUCAGGAGAGGGACUUUCACUGAAAAGGACGAGAGGCAACUCUGGCUAGCGGAUGCUAAGCUGGGGGAAACCAUCAGGAUCCCAAACAAAUCACCUCGAAACUGGCGUUGCGAUACGGAAGGACGUGUGUUUUUGACAGGUGCUACUGGUUUUGUCGGGGCUUUCUUGCUUGUACAGUUGCUUGAAAUGCCAGAUGUCCAUCAGGUUGGAUGCCUGGUGCGUGCUCCCAAUGUUGACUUGGGUUUCGCGCGUCUUCGUCAUAUCCUCGAAAAAUACAAGCUUUGGAAUGAUUCUCUGAAAGCAAAAUUGCUUAUUCUUCCCGGGAAUCUCGAGGACGACAAUUUAGGGUUUAGCGAGGAACGGUUUGGGGAAAUUGCGGAAUGGGCGAGCGUUGUGUUCCACCUUGGGGCGCGGGUGAACUAUGUUCAACCUUAUUCUGUUCACCGAGCAGCCAAUGUCAUAGGAACCGUCAAUAUACUGCGUCUGGUGAGUGUUGGAAGGCCCAAGACUCUUCACUAUGUGUCGAGCAUUUCCUGUUUCGGCCCAACAGGUAUGAUAAACGGCGUCUCACAUGUUUCUGAAGACGGCCCUAUGCUACCACACCUGGACGCAUUGCUCUACGAUCACGGAUAUGCCCAGAGCCAAUGGGUGAUCGAGUACAUGCUCCAGGAUCUCAUCAAACGAGGAUUUCCUGUGGCUAUUUAUCGACCGGGAUCGGUCACUGGUCACACCGUGAGCGGUGUAGGCAACCCCGAUGAUUUCCUCUGCCGUCUGAUCAACACCUGCUUUGACGUCGAAUCUUACCCAUUGCUUCCCGGUCAGCGAAAGGAUGUGGUUCCCGUGGAUUACGUAUGCUCUGCUAUUUUACACAUCUCGUCAUCCAACGGGAACCUUGGCAGAGCAUACCACAUCGUCCCGCAUUCUUCGAAAUACGUCUCUGUAAACGACACCUUCGAGCUCAUUGCACAGUGUGCCAAUCAAAAAAUGGAAGCAUUGCCUUACUCGGAAUGGGUAAAGAAGCUUGCAUCCAAGCCCACCAGCCGUCUGAAACCACUCCAGCCAAUGUUGGAGCAAAAGUACUAUAAAGGGCUGACUCGUUGGGAGAUGUAUGAAAACAUGCCGAUCUACUUGACCGAAAACACUGAUCGUGCUCUGCAGGACUACCCAAAUGGGCUGCUCUGUCCGCCCUUGGAUGAACAAUUAGUCCGUCUGUAUCUUGCACAGUGGGAAGCUGAUCAGACUCAAGCCACCCGGGGCAAAACCCGGCGACUGAUGACCAGCGAUGAUGGGAUCCCAGUCACAGAAAGGAGGGUAAAACAAAUCCGGGCAUGUUCAGGCCAUUGA
Messenger RNA from Paracoccidioides brasiliensis Pb18, 3150 nucleotides. RefSeq lists its product as uncharacterized. Bases 1 to 3150 code for a protein of 1049 amino acids. The record is from RefSeq and is a predicted model, not a curated record. The transcript has a single exon.